CUGGAACUGGGCAAGCAUUUGCAGCACAGUGGAGGAAGUGUAGAUAGAGAACGCUGAUGUGUUUAUUGUUAAAGUUUAUACAUACUGGUGUGAUACGCUAGUCAGGUGCCCCAAGAAGCCCUUGUGUGUAGCGCUGUCCUCUCUGCACACCAGUAUGGUGUCUCCCUCCAUCUGUGCCCAGAAGCUCUUGUCCUUCUUUCCAUUCCUGCUUGUUCUGUUUGAUCUGCAGUAUGAAGGUGUGCAAUGUGGAUUAAAUGCAGAUGUUGACAGACAUCUGGAAAUGGGAAAAAAAUUAUUAGCUGCAGGGCAGCUGGCAGAUGCAUUAUCUCAUUUUCAUUCUGCUAUAGAUGGAGAACCAGAUAACUACCUGGCAUACUAUCGAAGAGCCACCGCAUUCCUGGCUAUGGGCAAAUCAAAAGCUGCAAUUCCUGACUUAAGUAGAGUAAUUGAACUGAAGCCAGAUUUUACAUCAGCAAGAUUACAAAGAGGGCAGCUAUUGCUGAAACAAGGAAGGCUGGAUGAAGCAGAGGAUGACUUCAAAAAAGUGAAAUUGUGUUUUGCUUCAUCAACAUCCGGCCACUCAUUGGAAGUAGAACGCGCACCUUGUGGUGGGAGGCUGUCCCAGAGCCCUUAAAGGGACAUAACCCCCCCCCCCAAAAAAAAACAUCAAUAACAUAAACUCAGUAUGCAAAUUAAACUAAUAUUACAAAUGUA
This is a messenger RNA of Bombina bombina (fire-bellied toad), 714 nucleotides long. Its product is annotated as dnaJ homolog subfamily C member 3-like. The transcript has 5 exons. Bases 155 to 634 code for a protein of 159 amino acids. The record is from RefSeq and is a predicted model, not a curated record. Gene Ontology annotation, molecular function: protein-folding chaperone binding; misfolded protein binding. Gene Ontology annotation, biological process: protein folding in endoplasmic reticulum. Gene Ontology annotation, cellular component: endoplasmic reticulum. Lineage: Eukaryota; Metazoa; Chordata; Amphibia; Anura; Bombinatoridae.